GAAAAGUCCAAACGUGCUUAGAUAUGCUAUAGUGUUGCUACUAUAAACUCAGGGUACGUCCCUGUGUCUUUCAUGAGAGUUCAGAUAAAAAAUCAAGAACCAAUUUUUCUUAGUGGUUUUGAUCAAGGUUACUACAACUGAGAAGAGACGGGAUGGAAACAAAAACGAAGGCAGUGAAACUUGAGACUGGUGAAGCAUCCAGAGCAAAGGGAAGUAGAGGAGUCUCAAUAUUUGAUCUCAUUCUGCGGAUUGUUGCAAUUGUUGGCACAUUAGGAAGUGCGAUUGCCAUGGGAACCACUAGUGAAACUCUUCCCUUCUUCAGUCAGUUCGUACAGUUCCAAGCUCAGUAUGACGAUUUUACUACCUUCACACUCUUCGUGAUUGUGAAUGCAAUUGUAUGUGGAUAUCUUGCUCUUUCACUUCCGCUCUCCAUCUACCACAUUAUCAGGAGCAGGGCAGCAAAGAGUAGAGUUCUACUGAUCUUCUUGGACACGACAAUGCUAGCUCUUCUAACCGCGGGAGCCUCAGCAGCAGCAGGCAUAGUGUACUUGGCGCAUAACGGGAACUCAUCAGCCAACUGGUUUGCAAUUUGCCAGCAAUUCCAGGACUUCUGUCAGCGCGCCUCUGGAUCUUUGAUUGGUUCUUUCGUUGCAGUGGUUUCCAUCGUUCUGCUUGUCAUUUUGUCUGGCAUAGCACUAUCUAGGCACUAAUCCCUUCAAAGGGAAAUUUUAGUUAAACAUCUAUGUUGGUGUGCCGCUGUUUGUGGGAUUUGUAAUAGCACUGAUGUCUUCUGUUUGCGCGGUGCUUCUGUGCAUUCUCUUGGACUAUGAGGUCUGUCUACCAUUGAAGUGCACCCUCUUUUCCACCACCCCCAAAAAGAAACCAAUGUGCAGAAGGGAUUCAGAAUCUCAAACUCUGAAUUUGAGAUUGAACAGGAAAUUAGUCCUUCAAGUUUGAUAAAUGCGUUUGUUUUGGAAAA
Coffea eugenioides is the source of this 979-nucleotide messenger RNA. Its product is annotated as casparian strip membrane protein 1-like. Bases 153 to 710 code for a protein of 185 amino acids. NCBI's taxonomy places the organism in Eukaryota, Viridiplantae, Streptophyta, Magnoliopsida, Gentianales, Rubiaceae. The transcript has 3 exons. The record is from RefSeq and is a predicted model, not a curated record.